AAUUUGUAGUUAAUUACAGUGUAGAAAUUUUAUAAAAUAACCCUGAAUGGUAGUGAAAAAAUAGAACGAAUAUACAUUCGGAUAUUAAAUCCGUUCGUGUAUUUGAUGCUAAAUCAACAAGUGCUCCCGUGCUUAGCGACGGCAAUACAAUUAGUGACUGAAAAGUGCAUGAAACCAAAGUUUUUACAUAUCUAUUUAUGGUAUUUAUGUACCGUAAUUUAGAAAUACGGGAAACAUAUUUCCGAAGAACACUUUCGAUGUGAUAUAUCUGUCUAUUUUGGAGAAAAAUAAGAAUCAUGGCCUCUAUGUUAGGCUUACGGCCUAUGACACAGGGAGCGACAUUCACCCCAAGGCCUGCACAAUCCCAGGGGGUCCCCUCCCCUAGCAAGACACACAGAGAGCACAAUCCUGGAUCUCCAGACUCAGGACAUGGGAGUUCUCAUUCUGAGAAAUCAUUUCAAGAUUCAGGGUCAACCAAUGUGUCAGCUGCCAACCCCAAGUUGUCCAUAAUUGAGGUAGAAGCUCUCUUACGUGAGAAAGUCCGCAGCAAAUACAGAGAUUUACAACAGGGUUUCCAAAAUUAUGAUAGAGAGCAGAAUCUCAGCAUUACUAAAGGUGAAUUCCGCCGUGUCCUCGAGCUUUAUUGUAUCUCACUAACCAGUGAACAAUUUGACCAAGUCAUGUCUAAAAUAGACACAAAUAGGAAUGGGACAGUGAAAUAUUGUGAUUUCUUGGAUAAGUUCUAUGGUGCCAGGUCUAGCUCAGAGAAUAGAUGGGCUGUCCCAGCAACCCCAGGAGGUUCCAAGUACAUCAGCCAGCAAGCCCCACCAAAGGAGAUCAAUGUUGACAUGGUAGAGAAGAUGCUGAAAGACAAGAUCAACAAGAACCUGAAGAAUGUCUGUAAAGGACUACGACUCUAUGAUUACAACAGGGAUGGCCGUGUUCAGAGACAUGAGCUCCGUAAAGUGUUGGAAAAUUACUGCUUUAAAUUCACAGAUCAACAAUAUGACAAACUGUGGCAGAGAUAUGACUUUCACCACACUGGCAUGGUGGACUACAGAGAUUUUCUACAACGUUUAGGAGUCAAUGUUGUGAAGAGUCAACAGCCUCUCUCAGACUCUUCUAAAUCAGCAUUAAACUGGAAUCACGAGCAUACAGGUCAACAAUCAAAGAGACCACGUCUUGGCAUCCGUGGCGGAACCUCUGUGAUCUCAGGCAUGACAUUUGACCAGAUUGAAUUAGAAUUCAGAAAAAAGAUGAUUGAAAACAGGGCAAACUUAAAACGUGCUUUCUUGGCUUUUGACAAAGUCAAAGAUGGCCUCCUCCCAAUUGAAGAUGUCAAAUCCAUCCUGGUUAACUUCACAAUUCCAAUGUCAGACCAACUGUUCCAUCAGCUAAUGGACAGGUGUGGUAUCAAAGCAUCAGGACGUGUUGCAUGGGAAUGGUUCUUAGAGAAGUUUCAAGAUGCCCAGAAUGAUGGCAAUGGACAGACAAUCCCCAUAAAACCAGGACACAAGUAUUUCCCAAUCCGUGGUGACCAAGAGAAGUCUUCUGUAAAGGACAUACUUCGUAUGCUAUGUGAGAAAGUGGAAUUGGGGUCCAAUAAUCUUAAAGACGCUUUUCUCAAAAUUGAUAUUGAUAGAAAAGGAAGAAUCACAAAGAAAGAAUUGAGAUCUGUAUUUGAAUUAUUCAAAAUUCGUGUAUCAGAUGACCAAUUCAAAGAACUGAUCUCAAUUCUUGAUCCUGAAAAAACCAACAAUAUCUCAUACCAAAGAUUCCUGGAUCUGUUUGAGGAGCGAGAAACAGACGAGGGACAUAAAUGGUUAAUAUCAGACCAUAGAUUUAAUUCACAACAGAGGCCUGCUAUAUUAGCUUGGGAAACGGUGGAAGAUAUACUCAAAGAGAAGAUAGAAGAAAACUUCAAGCCCAUUGGGGAUGCAAUCGUAGCAAAUGACCCAAAAAAUGAAGGACGAAUUGCACAUAGCGACCUUAAAAACAUUAUUGACAAAUAUGUCCUCCCAGUAUCUGAAGACCAUUUUGAAAAUAUGGUCUUGAGAUGUGAGGAACGAGACGAUGAAAAAGUAAAUUAUGUAGAAUUUAUGGAAAAGUUAGGUGUAGAUGUUAAACCUGGAGAUGUUAUAGGCCUGAGUACACAAAUUACAGAUGGAAGUUCAGCAGCUGAAACUAAACGUUUACAGGACCAGAUUUACAGACAAGUUGAAGCUGACCAGCAUGUAUCUGAAAGGACAGACACACUCUUUCCUGAGGAGAUCCUAGUUAAGAUCAAAGACAGAAUGAGCCAACACUCAACUAAAAUUAGAGAAACCUUUCUAAUAUUCGAUAAAAAAGGAAGACGUAAAAUUUCCAAAAAGGUUUUCCGUGGUGUAUUACGCGACUAUGGAAUCUUGAUGACUGAUAAUGUUUACGAUGAAGUCUGCUCAAAGCUACAAUUCCAUAAAGGCUUCAUGGAUUACAAAGACUUUGUCGCAAAUUUUGAAGACCCACGUAUAGAUGGCCCUGGUGUAGACAUUGUACGAUCUGGUAAUCACCGUGUGAAUGUAGCACGAGGAGAUGAACUCGGUAUGAGUGCAAUGGAAUGUGAAGCUAAACUAAGAAACAAAUUAAGAGAAGGAUUUGCUGAUCUUCGUGGUGCAUUUUACAAAUUCGAUGACACCCAUCAAGGUUGUCUGACUCGAGCAAACUUCCGUCGUCUCCUCGAUUCUUUCAUGUUCAUCAUCUCUGACGAGGAAUUCAAGAAAUUGGCGGAGAAGUUUGGAUUUGUAAAAGGUGUACGUGUUGGCUAUCAGGAAUUCUUAGAUAAGUUUGAAGUUCGAGACACUCCAGAGGGUCACCCUUGGUUAACUUCCUGUCACAGAUAUAAUGACACAUUUGACGCCACACCCAUGAAGGCAGAUGAAGUCCACAAGAUACUAAAAGACAAGGCCCAUAGACAGUGGAAAGAUCUAGCAAAGGCAUUCCGAACAAUGGAUGGCAGUGGGAAUGGGAUCAUCACAAAGAAGGAGCUCAGAGAUGUACUGUUCAAAUUUAUUCUACCAAUGAAUAAAGAUGACUUCAAUCACUUAUGGAGAAGGUAUGACCUUGAAGGAAAAGGCUACAUCUCUCAUACCGACUUUCUUGAGGAGCUAGUUGGGCACCAGUUCGCCCCGGGAGAUGAGGUGGGCCCCAGUCGUCGCAUUAUAAAUGACAGCUACAUGAACCUUGACCGGCACCAUGCUGACCAACAGGCAAAACAAGAGAUGAUCACAUUGAAGACUGUGUAUAGGGCAGCUGAAAUGACUGCUGAGGAGGUGCACCAGGAACUUAAAGACAAGAUUCGUGAGACUUAUGAAAGCUUCAACAAAGCAUUUAGAAAGUUUGACAAAGACAACAGUGGAUUCAUAUCUGUUGCCCAGAUACAGCGUGUUCUUAUAGAUUUCAAUUAUUUCUUGGAUGAUGACCAGUUCUUCAAGCUACUUGACAAGCUAGGGCUUCAAACAAACAAAAGCAAACUAUCUUAUGAAGCAUUUUUACAAGGAUUCCAAGAGGGCCGCAAGGAACAUUAUAAACCUAGAAGUCCAAGAACUGAGACCAAAGAAUAUUCAGCUAUAUCAGUGUAUGACGCAGAAAAUAAAUUGAAAGUGAAUGUAGGACGUCAAGCUGAUACAAUACAAGCUGCUCUAUGCGCAUUUGAUCGCAAAAACAACGGCAGAAUCAGCAAGGGAGAUUUCCGCAGUGUCCUGGAUAACUUUUGUUUUAAAUUGUCCGACAAGCAGUUUAAACACAUCUUGUCUGGCAUCUUACCUGAAGGAGAAUCGCAAGUUGACUAUCCACUUUUUCUGGAAAAUUACGGAAAUAUAUCACCUAAAGGGCAGCAACAAGAGCCAGACGUAGCUAUGUGGUUGAAUAAUAUUGAGCGACGAAUGGCGGCAUCCUCACCAAAAACUCUAGAAAUGUCUGACAUCCACCAAUCAUUACAUGAACAAGUCAAUGCAAGAUUUUACGGUUUGGCUAAGGCCUUUGCGGAAAUAGACUAUGCCCAGAUAGGAGUUGUAUCACUAGAAGAUUUCCGUGAUGUCAUAAACAAGCACUGUAUGCGUUUAACUGACCAGCAGUUCCAAAGCAUAUGGUCAACCUUGCCAGUCAAUGAAUUUGGGAAUCUUGACUAUCGACGAUUUUUGAAGGAAUACUCAUCAGACGUCAAUGUCCAGUUACCUCGAACAGCAGAAAUGAACUUGCCUCGUACCCCUCAAAUAGACAAUCACCAAAUGCCACAGGGUUCCUUACCUCCUACCCCUAAGGAAUUCCUUGCCCCUAUUGAAGAAGACAAUGGACCUGCCAAUACCCCCUCUCCUGCAAUAUUCCAACAUAGGCCUAAAACUGCUGAAAUCACUAAUCAAAAUGGUCGCCGCAGUACAUCUCGUAUGGCAAACGUCACUAAAUCUCUCGACCAAUUAGACUUAAGAACUCCUUUGCCUCCUGGCACAGGUCGAAGGUCAAGAGCUUAUACGCCAUUGGUCAAUGCUGAGGAUAUUGAGGGUAAAUUACGAGAGAAAAUUAAGCGUAACUGGAAGGAUAUUCAGAGGCAAUGUAGGAUAUGUGACCCUGGGAAUACUGGCCAGAUAGAUGUAGAUGCAAUGAAAGAGAUUAUUCAGAGAUGCGGAGCAAUGAUGACAGAAUUUGAAUUUGUACAGCUCUCCACAAAAUACGACUUGAAAAAUAGCGGAAAAUUCAGUUAUCAAGAUUUCCUCCGCCAUUUUGUUUUAACAAUGAAACAAAAUAGCGAUAUUCCCGAAGAGACACAAAAGUUUAGAAGGCAACAAAUUAAUACACCUAGUACUGCACAGGCACCAAGUGGUCAGAAAACAGACUCUUACAAUUCUGCAAUGGGACGAAUUCAAAAAUGUGUCCGUAGCAGCUGGAAAGAGAUGCGGCGAACAUUCCGAGGAAUUGACAAACAAGGCACGGGAAUGAUCUCAUCUAUAGACUUUAGGAUGGUUUUAAAGCAAUAUAAUAUUAACCUUUCCGAGGAUGAAUUUUUCCAUAUGAUGACAUUUUAUGACAAAAAUCUUGGAGGAAACGUCAGUUAUAAUGACUUUAUUAAAGCGUGCCUGAAAUCUUAGCUAAGAUUAAAGUAAAACACAAUGAGAUAUAAAAAAAAACAUUAUGUGGAUAAAUAAUCCAUUAGAAGUUGAACUGAAAUAUGAGAUUAAAUAAGUGUCAAAUAAAAUUGAGAUUUACUGAAAUAAG
This is a messenger RNA of Owenia fusiformis, 5247 nucleotides long. NCBI's taxonomy places the organism in Eukaryota, Metazoa, Annelida, Polychaeta, Sabellida, Oweniidae. The record is from the annotation of a GenBank genome assembly.